This is a messenger RNA of Scedosporium apiospermum, 5661 nucleotides long. RefSeq lists its product as uncharacterized. The coding region runs from base 1 to 5661 and encodes 1886 amino acids. The record is from RefSeq and is a predicted model, not a curated record. The transcript is spliced from 6 exons. Lineage: Eukaryota; Fungi; Ascomycota; Sordariomycetes; Microascales; Microascaceae.
AUGGCGACACCUACGACAUCGUCGCUUCCUCCCCCCGUCAUCACUCCGGCCAAUCCAAUAUUGGAGAACCGGCAGUACCGUAGCGUAUACGAUGAAUGGCUCGACGAAACCGGGGGCACCGAAGGACAGUCGCCGUACUUGAGAACACCGAAGAGUCUGGCGGAGAUUCCAGCAGAGAAUCUCGGCCCCAUGACAACUACGUGGGAUGAAUCUUUAGCAUGCACUACCACCUGGACUACUGGCAAGGGCUCGGAGGUCAAACGGAUAACGGGACUAUGCCACGAAAGAUUUAACUACUACUCGCCGGCCAUCUGCCCGAUGGGCUGGCUUCCUGCCUUUCCGCCGUUUCCAGAAGCCUCUGAGACGCCCGGCGUAACAUCUACGCUCUGUUGCCCAUCGAUGAACUGCGUAUUUACGCGGCUCGCCCUCACAACAGGAACAGAGCCACCUGUCGUAACCGCCAUAAUAAUCGAAACUCCCAUCCAGGUCCGGUGGCACGAGUCAGAUCUCCCUCAACUAGAGACUGACCCGCUGGCGAACCACCCUCCAACGUGGCCCAAGUUCACCUUUGACCCUAGAUUCGCCGACUCCUGGCCGUCCCAAAGCAUGUCUACACCACUCCCUAUGCCUAUGCCUGAAAUGGAAAUAGCGCGGCGAGAGCAACCCUCGAGUUCUUACACCACACCAGCGCCAUCGGCCGUGGCGACUGAGUACGCACUUCCGCCUCCUCGGGACUCUCAGGUAGUCAGCCUCGUGCUCUGCUUCAUACCCGUGAUCCUAGCGCUCGUUGUUAGCACGAUCGGUUUCGUCUGCAUGGCCGUUCGAAAACAGGCGGCGAGAAAACGCUCAAAGAGACGCGGGAAUGUACAUUACCCGCCAUAUGUUCCCCUUAUACUAACAUGGCCGUCGCUGCUACUCCUCGCCAGUGUACUCAUCACUUCGAUCGGACUCAUUCAAAUUGCCACCGAAGUUCUGAGCCGAGACGACAGGGGCGUCCCGGAGCUCGUCACGGGCAUCAGGAUGCGCAUCCGCGCCAGACAGGCGGCAAACUCCAGUCACGACAACACCGCACCUUUGGUGCUAAAUCCCGCGGAUCCCUCGUUUGAGGGGUAUAGAUUUAUUAAGUUGAACCCCGAGCUAGGGAUCGUGCCUUAUGUACCGGAUUUCUUUUGGGACAAUAAUCCGGGGAAUCUUAUGGUGCUGGGGUGCGACGGCAGAACUCUGUUGAGUCCUCUCAGCUAUACAAAGGUUGGUUACACUAACCCGAACCCUGUACACGACGGGGGAUAUUUGUUGGGGAAUAAUAAUAAGUGGUUCGUUUUGACUCCUCGAGGGGAGGUAAUCGAAGUGGACAUGGAACGUCGCGAUCGAACGAGGGUAGGACAGACGGACCUCGCCCGCCCUGCGGGAGUCCUUGGGGUGGAAACGAACCCGGAUCAAAAGCCGCCAGAUGCUAGUGUCGGGGGCUCAAUAGAUGGCGACCCGGCCGAUGGUGACGCAGGGCCAUUAGAAGAAGACCCGCAACAUCUGAGGCCAGAUGCCGCCGCCAACGAUGGCGAGGAGAAGGAGAUUAUAGGACCGGGACAGACGAUUCUCGAUAGAGAACGGCUAGCGACUCGCGAGGAAUUGCUCAAGGAAUUUCGCGAAGCUGCCGGCCCAUUCCUCGUUCCGCCGAUCUAUUCCGGAGACCACCAAUAUUUCGCGCCUGUGUUUGGGCUAGGAGGGGGAGGCGUACGUGAUGCAUCUUCCGACGUAGGCUCUCCGCAGGAGGUCAUCGGCGUCGGCGUCGGCGUCGGCGUUGGAGACGAGAGUGAUAGAGUUGCUGCUCUCGCUGGUCUCGGUAGUCUUGGAGGUCUUGGGACCCUGGGAACGAUUCCUGGCCGAGUUGCAGUACCCGGAUCAGGGGCCGAAUUUGGGUCAGUAAAAGCCUUCGGGGGAGAAAGUUUCGCAGGAAGCGCAGAUGACGAUGCCCCUACGGAUCCUCGGAGUCGAGUUCCCGGCUCCAAAUCUCCCGUGGUGCCGCUUGGCGUAUUACCACCACCUGGCGAUUCCGCUUCUGAUCAGGAGAUUGAAGUCAGUCCUGAUAGAAUAUUUGAUGAACGACCCGGAUUUGGUCGACCUGCAUCCGGUCAGCCUGCAUCCGAUGGCCUCGCAUCUGACGGAUCUACAUCUGAUAGACCUGCGCCGCAUGGACCUGCACCUGAUGGACCAACGACCGACGAGCAGUCUAGCGGCGGCGGAACUUACUCAAAUGGAAUCCCCACCCUCUUCGUCCUAACAGAAGCAGAUUACUUCUUCGCCUCCUUCGCCCCCAACCUCCUAACCAUCAUCUUCACCAUCCCCUGGCGAAUAAUCCACCACCAAAUCGUCUCCAUGGAGCCUUUCUUCCACAUGGCCACGUCUCAAGGCAUUACCAUCAGCCACGCCUCCCGACUCCGCUACCGUCUCCUCUCAGGCUUCGUCCCGCCCUCAUCCUCGCUCUGGAACCGAGACUGGGCGAUCGCCUGGGCCGCCAUCCUCGAGUACAUCUGCGCCAUCCUGGCCCCGAUCGCCGCCGAGGCCCUCGGUAUGGGCGUUUCCGGGGAGUGCGAUGAGAGCGAUGCGAACGGGUGUAUGGUUGUUAUGGAGGUUCUGCCCCAGCUUACGAGGAUCGCGCAGGUGCUGCUUGGGACUAUGUUGGCUGCUACACUAGCCCUAGGGUAUACUAUGAUUGGGAGGACGAGUGGGCUGAGGAACGAUCCGAGGACUGUUAUUGGGGUCACGGCGCUGUUGAGGGAUGAGGAGACGCGUCGUAUACUCCACAAUGUUUCUGAGGAAGACGUAGUCACUAUCAAGGCCUUUAAAAAGAAGUUUGGUGGGGAGAAGCUCCGACUUGAUGAUUUCCUGCCGCGGAAUGGAAUGUCCGAGUAUGGAAUUACGUCGAUGAACAGCUCGUCUCCUAGCGUCGGCGGAGGGGUUUCCGGAGAAGAAGCCCCCGCGAGAGGAGGAGGUGAGCAAGCCCGACCGGGCGGUAUCGCAUCGAGUGAUGAUGAUCGGGUCGAGGACGUGACUCCAAAGCCACUGGACGUAAGGUGGAGCUGCGGCGUGUUGAUCGCUUUUGCCGCCUUUCAUAUCGGGUUGACGAUUAUGAUUCUGUACUGGCAUAUCGCGGAGCCGGAGGAUAGUCCCUUUGGGGAGUUUAUGUGGAGUCAGCGCUUCGGCGUCAGGUUUCUGUUAGCGGCGGUGGGUGUAGCAACGAACUUUGGCUGGAUGGUUGUGUUUGAUGAUGCCCUCAUCUUCAUACCGCUCUGGAACCUCGCAAAAGGAUACUGCAAAGCAGAAGACACCAUCCUCCGCCUCUACAGCACCGACCCCUACUCCGAAUUCCUCCGCUCCCUUCUCGCCCGCCGCCCCUUCACAGCUUUCCUCUCCUUCGUAUCCAUCCUCAGUGACUUCCUCCCACUCCUCCUCACUAACGUCCCCUACGCCCGCCUCCUCACCAAGAAGGCUAACCAAGCCAGCGUUAUCCUCUCUGCCGCCAUCCUCGCCAUCAUGGCCGUCACCCUCUUAGCUCUCGCCCUCUUCCUCUGGAAGUACCGGCCGAGGUUCUUCAUCCCUCUGGAGCUGCUGCGGAAGACUCCCUUGCUCGGGAUCAUGGUUUUGGCUUGUAACUCGGCUAGUACGACGGCGGCGGGGGGAGGAUUGUCUGUUAUGACGAGUGGGGAGCAGAGGGAGAGUGUGAGGAAGGCUGGGGCGUAUUAUAAGCUUAUUGGGAGGACGGGGGGCAGGUGUGGCGCGGGGAUUGAGAUGAUUGAGGGGCGGGCGGUGGGGGAUGAGAAGAGGCAGGGGAGGAAAUUCCUUGGACUUGUCUAUUCUAGAGAGAUUCAAGUUUCAACCCCUACUUCUUUAGUAGCAGAGCAUCCCUUGGAGCGUUGGUAUCCUCCUUUUCUUAAGACUGAAAAGGAUAAUCAGGAGUCCGGAGUUGAAGGAUCAACACUCAUUGUAUUCCAACACCUAAACACCUCUUUAAGCUUUGAUUCAUACCGUCCAAUCUAUAACCGCAAGAAGUGCAAGAGCGUCGGGAUGGAUAGCCAGGGCGGACAAUCCAGUCCCCCAUCGGAGGCUUCCUCCAACCCCCGAUCCGAUGUCGUGCAUCCAUCCGUUUCAGGAAGUGAUAUCACGGAAUUCUCUGAAUUUAUCCCCCAGCCGCCGGUCGAUGACGACACGGACUGGAUACCGUUCUUUGAAGAUGAUAACCCCGAGGAUUGGGUGAAUGAGGCACCCGAGCCUCUGCAGCGACUUGAUACUGCCAUCAGCGUAAACUUUAGCGCAGUCCGCCUUGAAGAGUUCACCAGGCCGAGCCUCUGCCCCGCCAUGUUCCAUCCCGUCCGGAGCCUCGACGCUGUGGAGUUCCCGGCGCAUCUUUUCAUUGUCUCAGGGGACAUGCUCAUCGAGGUCCGAGCCUUUAGCAUUGCAAUCCGCGACGCCACCGGCGCCGAGUUCCACGGCCCCAUCAUCCGACAUCCAGAGGAGCGGCGGCCACGGCCACAGGGCAUGAUUCAAUAUCCUGUCAAGGCUUACAUCUGCGGUUUGGGAGCCAGCGUGACAGUUUCUAUUCGGAGAAUGUACGUUGCAUAUCUCCGCAGCUUCGGAGGCGUUAUUACCUGGAAUUUCGACCCUGCCAUCCCCCAACCGACUACUGCGGAUUUGGAACUUUUCGUCCAGGAGGAUCCGAUCGUAGCGCAUCCGAUGGUCCGCCACGUGAACGACCUGGUCGUUUACAGAGGCCCUGGACCUUCAGAUGAUAUUCGAGAUCUUGAGAUGUGGCAGGUUUUCUCUCUUCUCUGGGACCGUAGGCGAAGACUCGCGCUGACUGUGGGCAUAAACAUCAACUACCAACCCCUCAACGCCGUCAAGCUCCACGACAUACAAGUGCACAACAUAGACGAGGCCCAGGCCGUCAGGCCCCGUCACCACUACCUACUGCAAAAGGCGUUCGAGGUUCCUGGCUUCUAUUUCCGUGGUGAAUACGGCGAGUUGCGUUGCAACGAUGACGACGGCUAUACCAUGUACUUCAGAUUUAUCAUUCCUAAGAAACACUGGCGUCUAUGGAUAACCCUCCUGGAUGCGACCAACCUCCCUGGCGUUGACCCCGCCACCGUCCGCCCAGUCGAUGUGGUUGCCGCCCGCGUGGCCACCAUUUUCGAAAUCGCAAAUACGGGCGUCUUCAACACCACCUGGUCCAUGCACACCCCCUGGUUCGGACACUGGAUCACUAUCAACCUCCAUCGGGACCGGGAUAGCUCAUGGGCUAAGUUUAUCACAACAGCGGACAUCAUAUUCGUAUUGAACCUGUUCGUCAAGGGCCGCGUCGACUACCUGGGCGGCGACUCCAGAUGGGACAGAUCUCUUCAUGGUGAAGCCGCGUACCGCUGCCAGAGGGCCGUGGACCGAUUCAUCUAUCUGAGGAGGGAGGCCGAUUCUUUGGGGUACUACACGUCGUCGGAAAACACCCUCAAUGCCAUCAGGCAGCUGUGCCGUGCCGAUAUUCGCCUGGAUCUUCAGCGCUCGUUGGGAAGGGAUAGUCCUGUUUGGGAGUUCUUUUCCCGAGAUGAGGAGAGUGGUUGGGAGCUGUUCGUUUUAUGUUGGAUUCACAACGAUUACCUUCUUUGGUGGGAGUGA